Molecule: messenger RNA, 3592 nt
Organism: Anolis sagrei ordinatus
Lineage: Eukaryota; Metazoa; Chordata; Lepidosauria; Squamata; Anolidae
Gene: CEP112
Product: centrosomal protein 112
Source: RefSeq, a predicted model, not a curated record
GUCAGGGAGGGAGCCGUCGGGCGCGAAAGGGCGGUGCUGGUUUAAACCGUUGACUCCGCUUGGUAGCAGGCGCUGCCACUCAGUUCCUUCACUUCAGGGUUGUUCCUUCACUUUAGGCCCCAGAGGCAGCUCGGCCUUCCUUCCUUUCUUCCCUCCCUCCUUCCCAAACGCCCCUUCCGUAGCUUGGCGGGUGGGUUUGGCACUCGGGUGGGAGUUUGCUGAAAGGGAGUUUCCCCUUUCUGUGGCGGCGCCCAAAGCCUCUUCGUCGUGGACUGCGCGAGCACAAUGAGCACUGAGGAAGUAACAUGGGAGAAGCUGGAUGCAGAAUUUGAUCACUGUGUUGUAGAUAUGAAACCUUAUGUUUUGAAACUCCCUCAUAAACCAGAACGUGAAAGAUGUGCCCUUUGGAUUAAGAAGCUAUGUGAGCCUUCAGGUGCAGGCACAGGAAUUGCUGGUCGGAAGAACCGGAAUCUCUAUGCGAAAUUGCUUCUGCAUAUGCUGAAGAAGGGUGUGCUCGAGGGACCUUUUGUACAGAAACCAGAAAAAGGAAUGUUGAAAACUCUUCCUUCAUACAUGUUUGUCUACUUCAAUGAACCAAAUUCAGAAAGAAUGCUGAAUGAGUCAACUGAAUGCCCAGAAGACUUACCAGACUGGGUCAUGGGAGAGCUGGGACAAAGUAAGCAGGACAAGUCCUGGAUACAUUCUUUUAGAGAGGAGUCUGCCCUGGUAACCUCCCCAUCUGUACAAAGGGAGCUGUACUCUUAUAAUGGAAAACGUGCACUAAAGUCUCAUUCUUUGAGUCCUCCUCAUCUGCCAGUAGAUGACAACUCUCCAUCAAAAACACUGGGGGACCAUCGUUCAAAAAAAUGUUCUUUGGAUGACAGUGACUUUGAGACCCGUCUCAACAGCUGGAAUCUUGGGCUUGAAAAUCCCAGAUAUUUACGUGAGAAGCCUAUACCCCUGGCAUUGAUGUCACCUAAAAUAGACAUGAUGAAAAAUAGCACUUCUCUGGAUGAACAGACACUGUUCCAUAUACAUGAAAAAGAGCUAGAGAUGAAAACAAAGCUAAUGGAAGCAAGAAUUCAUGAAGAAAAGCUGAAAUUACAGAAGAAGCAUGAUGCAGAUGUUCAAAAGAUUUUGGACAGAAAAAAUAAUGAAAUUGAAGUGCUGAAGACACUGUCCAAAACCAAACAAAGUGAAGCUGAAGAGACUAUUCAAAAACUUGAAAAGAAAGUUCAAAUGCUUGUUCGUCAAUCACAAGUUGUUAGAGAAGAUAAGGAGAAACAAAUUAUUGAACUGAAAAAGCUGUGUGAGCAAAGCACUGAUUCCCUAAACAAUGAAUGGGAGAAAAGGCUCCACAAUGCUGUAGCUGAAAUGGAAAAGGAAAAAUUUGAUCUUCAGAAGAAACACACAGAAAAUAUUCAGCAAUUGCUGGAAGAUACAAAUGCACGUCUAAGUAAAAUGGAUGCAGAAUAUUUGGCGCAAACAAAAGCAACUACCCAGAUGGUGAAAGAGCUAGAAGAACGUGUUCAUCAGUUGACUGUGGAAGCUGAAACUAGCAAUUUACAGCGUCAGAAGUUAUCUCAGGAAAAAAUUAAUCUGGAGCAAUCUUACCAGGCUAUAUGCAUAGAACUUGAAGAAGUCAAGGCAAGAUGCAACUCACUUCAAAAAGAAAAGGGAUACAUUGUACAAGAAUACGAGCAGAACAUUAAACAACUACGAAGCAAAUAUGAUGCUGAUCUAAAUCUGAUGAAACAGGAACAUGCUCUUUCUGCAGCAAAAGCAUCUGAUGUGAUUGAAGAAUUAGAACAGUGUGUGUCUCAAUUAAAACAACAGUUACUAGAAUCAGAACAUCAAAGGCAGCAACAGCUGAGGGACCAGGAGCAAACAUUUCUACAGGAAAAACUUCAUUUGGAGAGAUCACAUGAAAAAAAGAUUCAUGGAUUGCAGAAUGACUUGGAUAAAGAGAAAAUUGAUUCUUUUAAGAGAAUACGAAAACUCGAAGAUAUUCUACGGGAGAAGGAGGAGCAGCUGACUGAGGUGAUGGAGGUACAGAGCCGGCAAGCCCAGCAGGCUGAUGCUGCCCUGGAGGAGUUUAAGCGGCAGGUGGAGCUGAACUCAGAAAAAGUCUAUGCUGAAAUGAAAGAGCAGAUGGAAAGGGUGGAAGCAGAUCUAAGCAGAUCAAAAUCGCUCCGUGAAAAGCAGUCAAAAGAAUUUUCUUGGCAAUUGGAGGAACUCAAGCAAAGAUAUGAACAACAGAUAGUAGAGCUGAAGCUGGAGCAUGAACAGGAGAAGACGCACCUAUUCCAACAGCAUAACACAGAAAAGGAUUGCCUGGUUCGAGACCAUGAACGAGACAUUGAGAAACUAGAAAAACAGCUUCGGGCUGCCAUGACAGAGUACGACAAUAAAAGUCAGGAAUGCAGGAAACGAGAUGCGCAGCUCAUCUCCGAUAUGGAAGCCCAGAUCCAUGCACUGAGGGAAGAGGUAAUUCAGGUGAAUACACAAAGAAAACAGCAGCUGGUUGAACUUAGCCUUCUAAGAGAAGAGGAAAAGCAGAAAGUUCUCCGAGAACACGAAACUGCCAUGAGCAACCUAAAAACUGAGUCAGAAAAGAUGAUGCUGGACCUAAAAAAGAGAAGUGCUGUAGAAAAGGAGAUGGCGCUGGAAAAGGCCAGCAGCAGGUUGAAGCAGAUUGAAAAGGAAUACACUCAGAAGUUUGCCAGAUCUUCACAGAUCAUAGCUGAACUUAAGACAACCAUUUCCUCUCUGACAGAGGAAAGCAACCAGCAGCAGCUUACUGCAGAAAGACGUCUGCAGGAUGUUUUACAAAAGUUUGAAGAUGAGAAGCAGCAGCUGAUUAGAGAUAAUGACAGAGCAAUCAAGAACUUGCAAGAUGAAAUUGAAAACUACAGCAGUCAAGUUCGCACUGCAGAGAAGAUACUACAACGCAAAGAUCUGGAGACUCAGGAACAGAUAACUUCUAUACGGCAAGAAUAUGAAACCAAACUUAAAGGUCUGAUGCCAACAUCUUUGAGACAGGAACUUGAAGACACAAUUCUUUCACUAAAAUCUCAGGUAAACUUUCUGCAGAAAAGAGCAUCCAUCCUGCAAGAGGAACUGAGCACCUACCGUACCAGAAGGUAACUACUGGAGCUGACUGAUUUGUUCAAGUUUCUCAUGGACUACUUUCAGCAGGUUUGAAGAUUUGGAUCUUGUGAACUAAUCUGAGAGAUCAGUGGCUCUUUUAGUAAAGCAGAUGAAGUAAUUCUAAGAAAGCUCAUCCGUCAUUCAUAACAAAUUUUAUGUUACCAUUUACUUGAAUUAUUUUAUCAUUAUAAUACAAUUUUUAUGUUUUUGAUAUAUACAAUACCUGUAUUUAUCAAUAUACCUACUGAAAAACUUAAUUUUGUUUGCUCAUAUUGUUUUUGUUACUGGAUUUCAGAUACAAUUUAUUUACUUUUUACACAUUUGAAGAAUCACGUUUUUAUUAUAAUCAUCAUCACCAUUAUUUUAUUAUCUAAACUGUAUUAAAACAUAUGUGGCAUUCUCUUCAUGUUCACAUGAAAGCAUAUUAAAAUAUUUUUCUACA